This is a messenger RNA of Arachis stenosperma, 909 nucleotides long. RefSeq lists its product as uncharacterized. The transcript has 5 exons. The coding region runs from base 1 to 909 and encodes 302 amino acids. The record is from RefSeq and is a predicted model, not a curated record. NCBI's taxonomy places the organism in Eukaryota, Viridiplantae, Streptophyta, Magnoliopsida, Fabales, Fabaceae.
AUGAAACAAGUCAAAUUGAGUGUGAAGGAAGAUAUGAAGCCACCUAACGGUAGAAAGAUCGUACUCAGGUUCAAUGAGACCCUGCAACCAGUUGAAGCGGAAGCUGGUAUACUGAGCGGUGUUCUCAGAUUGCUAGGAUCUAACUACAACAAAUUUUCAAUCUGCGAGAAAGACUGGAGAAAGGAAAUUUUCCAUUUUGAUGAAGAUAGUGGAGGAAAGAUCAAGCGUACAAUUUUAAAAAUGCUAGGGAGGGCUUGCAAGGAAAUGAGGAACAUGUUGUACCAUAGUUAUUAUGACUCACAACUGACUCUUAAACAAAAUAUUGAAGGCCACCUAUCGGAAUUACUGUGGAUCAUUGGAGAUGGUACCUUGAUUAUCGCAACAGUGAAGAGACAAAGGAGAAGUGUAGGAAAAAUGCUUAGAAUUGAUCAAAGCAGCUAUACACUCACACUGGCGGAUCGAAAAAGUUGGCAAGGUUCGGAGAAGAAGAGUCGGAACGACAAAGGAGGAGAGUUGGAAACAAUUACGGGUAUUGAACAACAUGAUGAAUCCUCUAGACUGUUGUCUCAGAAUGAUUCGCUUGCUCAAGCUCUCGAAAAGGAGCACUCGGGUAGAGUGCGUGGCAUGGGUUUAGGACCAACUUCUAGUCAAGUCUUCAGUAUAAAUUCCCAUCAGCCAAGUAAUGGAGCUCAAAGGAAAGACACCCAAAGGGUGCUACUUGAACUACAAGCAGAGUUGGCGGCCGAGAAAUUGAAAAGGAAGGCCGUGGAGGAUGAAGUAGCAGCCAGAAAGAUAAAAAUGCAGGCAGUGGAGAGUGUCCUGAAAUGUCUAAUUCAAGGGCAAGGUCGGAAGUUGCCACCAGACGCCACCGCAUGGAUGAAUUCAUUGGAGGGACAGAUUGAAAAGUAG